Arachis stenosperma is the source of this 3353-nucleotide messenger RNA. RefSeq lists its product as uncharacterized. NCBI's taxonomy places the organism in Eukaryota, Viridiplantae, Streptophyta, Magnoliopsida, Fabales, Fabaceae. The record is from RefSeq and is a predicted model, not a curated record. The transcript is spliced from 24 exons. Gene Ontology annotation, biological process: protein dephosphorylation. Gene Ontology annotation, cellular component: nucleoplasm; protein phosphatase 4 complex. The coding region runs from base 388 to 3036 and encodes 882 amino acids. Gene Ontology annotation, molecular function: protein phosphatase activator activity.
CUUCCACUACCACUACUGCUACUUCUUCUCUUUCUGCUUAAUCGAACAAGCUCAGGGGCCGGGGCACAAAGCGAAAGAGGAAAACACGCCAAAAAAAAAAAAAGAAAAAGAAAAGAAAACUCUCUUGCUUCCUGAGAGAAGAAUAAAUUAAAUUCAGGGAAAGAACCCAUAGAUAGAUAGAAAGAGAGAUAGUUGAAGAGUUCACACGAUGCUGCUGCGUGAAUGGCGUUAGGGUUUCUCGUUGAUCCUCCCAAGCUCGAUUCCCUUUCUGCAAUUGUCUCCCUGUCUUGCUUCUUCAAACCCUAAUUUGACGCUAGGAUUCGGUAUCUUCGGAAAUUUUCUUCACUGUUGAGCUGAGUUUUUUUUUUUGUUUUCUGAGUUGCUGCGAUGGGCGCGCCGGAGAAAUCGCAGGCGAAUUCCUCUAAUUCGAUGCAGCGUGUCAAGGUUUAUCGAAUGAAUGAUGAUGGAAAAUGGGAUGACCAAGGCACUGGACAUGUCACUAUUGAUUAUAUAGAGAGAUCAGAAGAGCUGGGUUUAUUUGUUUAUGAUGAAGAAGAUAAUGACAACUUACUAAUGCAUCGCAUCAGUUCUGAAGAUAUUUACAGGAAACAAGAAGAUACAAUCAUCUCUUGGAGAGAUCCAGAAUCUGGUACAGAACUAGCCCUUAGCUUUCAAGAGACUAGUGGAUGCUCUUAUAUUUGGGACAAUAUUUGCAAUGUGCAAAGGAAUAUGCAUUUUACUUUAAAUACUGAGGCAUUUCACAGUGUAAACAGUGAGUUAAGGGAGUUACCCGCGGUUGAGUUGUCAACACUUCCUUUGAUUCUUAAGACUCUGGUUGAGAGUGGCAUUGCAGACCAGUUGCGGCUUGCGGAGCUAAUAUUGAGUGAUCAAGAUUUUUUUCGAAAGCUGAUGGAACUAUUCAGAAGAUGUGAAGACUUGGAAAAUAUUGAUGGCCUUCACAUGAUUUUCAAGAUAGUCAAAGGGAUAAUAUUGCUUAACAGUACACAAAUUUUCGAGAGAAUAUUCAGUGAUGAAUUUAUAAUGGACAUUAUUGGUUCUCUUGAGUAUGAUCCAGAAGCUCCUCAUAUUCAGCAUCAUCGUAAAUUCUUAAAGGAGCAUGUUAUUUUUAAGGAGGCCGUACCAAUAAAGGAUCGUACUGUGUUGUCAAAGAUACAUCAGACAUAUAGAGUUGGUCUUUUGAAGGAUGUUGUUUUGGCUAGAGUAUUGGAUGAGGCUACUGUUGCAAAUCUGAACUCUAUGAUAUAUGCAAACAAUGCCUUUGUUGUUUCUGUAUUGAAGGAUGACAGUACAUUUAUCCAGGAGUUAUUUGCUAGGUUAAAAUCCCCCACCACUUCUUCUGAAUCAAAGAAAAAUUUGGUUUAUUUCUUGUAUGAGUUUUGUAGUUUAAGCAAGAGCCUACCAAUGGUUCAGCAGCUUCGACUUUUUAGGGAUCUGAUGAAUGAAGGCAUCUUUGAUAUUAUCACUGAUGUCCUGCAAUGUCAAGACAAGAAGUUUGUGCUUACUGGAACAGAUAUCCUCAUUCUAUUCUUGAAUCAGGAUCCUAAUCUUCUGCGUUCCUAUGUUGUGAGGCAAGAAGGAAUGACACUACUUGGACUGUUGGUUAGAGGAAUGAUAACAGAUUUUGGAGAUGAGAUGCACUGCCAGUUUCUUGAAAUCAUUCGGAGUUUGUUGGACUCGUGCACGUUGUCUGGAGCACAGAGGGACACUAUAAUUGACAUAUUCUUUGAGAAGCAUUUGGGUCAACUGAUUGAAGUGAUAACAGCAUCAUGUCCUCCAGAAAAUGUUGCCCGUGCAAGUAGCAAAUCUGUAGGUCCUGCUCAAAGAGUUCAGUUGCAGAGUGUGACGAAGCCAGAGAUACUAGCAAACAUAUGUGACUUAUUAUGCUUUUGCGUCUUGCACCAUCCAUACAGGAUAAAGUGCAACUUUCUUCCUAAUAAUGUGAUUGAUAAAAUUUUGUUACUGACACGGAGAAGAGAAAAAUACUUGGUUGUUGGUGCUGUCCGGUUUGUUCGUACUAUUCUCUCCCGCCAUGAUGAGCAUCUGAUUAUCCAUUUUGUUAGAAAUAAUCUUCUCAAACCAAUUGUAGAUGCCUUUGUCGCCAAUGGAAAUCGCUACAAUCUGCUUAACUCUGCAGUUCUUGAACUUUUUGAGUAUAUUCGCAAGGAGAAUCUAACAUUGUUGCUGAAAUAUAUAAUUGAAUCCUUCUGGGACCGGUUGAUGAAAUUUGAGUAUUUGGUAUCCAUUCGCUCACUGAAAGUAAAGUAUGAGCAGUGUGUAGAUAAUGGUGGUACAAAAAGUACAUCUAAUGUGACUGACCUUCGAAGACGAACUGAUGAGCGUUGUUUGGAGAAAGAAGAGGAAGAGUACUUUAAUGAAGACAGUGAUGAAGAGGAUACAUCUGCAUCCAUUUCGCGAAAUCAGAAAGCGCAGCAGCAAAAACCUGUUUUGUCCAAUGGAGUUGCUGCAGGCUACUCGCAGAGUCCAAGGUCUGGUGCACUGGUUGAUUAUGAUGAUGACGAGGAUGAUGAGGAUUACAGGCCGCCACAAAGGAAGCAACUGGAGACUUCUGAAGAGGAUGAAGGGACAAUGGAGUCUCUCAGGCUGAAAAGGAAAUUGCCUUCAAAGGAUAAGGAGCCUGAGUCAGUGAAGAAGCAGAAACUGUCUAAGAACUCAAAAUCAAAAGAUAGUGUUUUUGCUGCGUUGUGUUCAACAUUGAGCCAGGCUGUGCUACCUGUUAAGAGAACUGCAAUGAACAUUCAUACAGGCCCUUGGCCAAAUGAUGGGAGGGAGAGCCCAGGGGAAGGCAAUCAAGAAAAGGGGCCAAGUGUUUCUGGAACCUGUUCUGAGAUUAGCAAUACAACAAAUGAAGAGAACCAUUUAGAUAGAGAAACUGCUGCCUCGAGAAAUGUUUCUGAAAGGUUACCUGGCACCCUGGAGAAUGGCCAGUUGGGUACUGAGGAACAUCCAUUGGUUUCACCAAAAUCCUCACCAGAGAUGGCUGUCAACGGAUCUUAGGCUUUCAGAACCGUAUUGUGGAAGGCUUAUUGUUCAUGUUGUCUGACCUAUGGAUAUGCUGGUGGCUAAGUGGUUACUGAGCGUACGCCAAAGCUAUGAGCCAGAAGAAAAGAAAGGUUUUCUACAAGGGGGUAAGUUCUUAUUUUGCAUUACGUUGACAACAUGCAGAGAUUCUGUACAGUGUCGCUGAGAUGUGGAAGACAUUAAUACUGCAACUUGGAUCUGCUCCUAUGCUUUGGUUGGCUAUUACAGGCUUUGAGCAUAGUAAUUGUUGCUUUUGUGUAACAUUCACCAGCGAUAAUUCUCGUUUUCUUUUC